Molecule: messenger RNA, 6674 nt
Organism: Symphalangus syndactylus (siamang)
Lineage: Eukaryota; Metazoa; Chordata; Mammalia; Primates; Hylobatidae
Gene: EXD2
Product: exonuclease 3'-5' domain containing 2
Biological process (GO): nucleobase-containing compound metabolic process
Cellular component (GO): nucleus; cytoplasm
Molecular function (GO): 3'-5' exonuclease activity; nucleic acid binding
Source: RefSeq, a predicted model, not a curated record
UGGUUGGUCCUAGCUACUUGGGGGGUUGAGGUGGGAGGAUCACCAAGAGGUCAAGGGUGCAGUGAGCUGAGAUCAUGCCAUGGCACUCCAGCCUGGGUGACAAAGUGAGGCCCUGUCUCAAAAAUAAAAUAAAAUAAAAACAAUAUCCCCGCUCUUCCCUCAAGUCCAAGCCAUUUGUGUACUUGUAUGUGCUUCACUUGUUAGUGUUAUCUCACUCUUUGCAACUUGUUCAUUACGUGUAUUUUUCCUUGGCUAAAUCAUGAAUUUUUCGAAGGCAGUUUGUGCCUUUCAACUCUUUUUACCCAGGGUCUAUCAGUGUCUGACUUAUAUAAUGUGUUGUGUAAAAGUUUACGGAAUUAAUCCCUUGGCUGGAAAAGAAAAAAAAUGUGCAGUUCACAAAACAUCUCCAAAUAAAAAUGAAUUAAUAAAAGCGUAUGUUAGGAGAUGUUAUUUUCUCUAAAACAAAUAUUCAGUUUUGUAUAUAAAAUUAUGUUUAAGUUGAGAGGGAAGCAUAAUCAAGAUGCAAAUUGGCCUCAAUAGAUGAAACAUUUGGCCAAAACAGACAAGAUGAAAUUUAGAAGAAGGAUUUUUGAUUUAAGUACAAAAUAUAAAUUACAAAUAUAUAAAAUGGAGAACUGGAUUUGGCAUCAGUGAAUUUUAAUUUACUACAAGCUUUAUAUGACCCAACAAUGAGAUUCUGUUACUAAAAAAUAUAUCAUUUCAUACAGCAUUAAUAUAGGGUCCAGCUGCUGGGAAGUAAUAUCACUGUAGCCUGCAUCAGUUAGACCGUGUCUCAAGUUUGUUUGUUUGUUUGUUUGAGACAGGGUCUCACGCCUGUCACCUAGACUGGACUGCAGUGUCGUGAUCACAGCUCACUGUAGCCUUGACUUCCCAGGCUCAGGUGAUUCUCCCACCUCAGCCUCCUCAGUAGCUGGGGCUAUAGGUGCGUGCCACCAUGCCUGGCUAAUUUUUUGUAAAUUUUUUUUUUUUUUUUUUUAAGUAGAGAUGGGAUUUCGCCGUGUUGCCCUGGGUAGUCUCGAACUCCUGGGCUCAAGCAGUCCACCUACCGCAGCCUCCCAAAGUGCUGGGAUUACAGGCCUGAGCCAUCAUGCCUGGCCUCAAGUAUUGCGUAUAGACCUGAAUGCCACAUUUGAAGAGAUACAUUAACAAACUUGGGACUGUGCAGAAGGCCUUGGCCAGGAGAGUCUAUAAGCCAGGUCACAGGAAGACUAUAAGGGGAGUCUCAGAGCUCUCUUCACGUAUUUAACAGGCUUUAAGGAGGGAGUAAACACUUGUCAUUGCAGAGGCUAUCAAAGAGGGCAAUUUUUAAGUAGGCAGCUUUUACAGCACUCAAGGACUUUCAACAAAACCUGCCUCUGAAGGUGAUAAACUCGGUUACUGGGUAUUCGGUCAGAGACUAAGUCAUGAUCUGUCGGGAUUAUCAUGGAAAGGAUUCUUGAAUUGGGUGGGAGCUGAACUUGACUCCAAAAUUUUAACUCUGAUUUUUUUAUUUCCUUUAAUAGAAGUUCUGUGGUUUUGUAGUAAUAGCUAACAUUUAUAGAAUCCUAAUGUUCCAGUCAAUAUACUAGGUGAAUUUUAUUGAUCAUUUUACUUAAGCCUCACAGUAAUUCUACAUAAUAGGUGUUCCUAUUUCACAGAUGAGGAGACUGUCCUUCCUGUUUCACAGAUGAGGAAACUGAGGCCUAGAGAAGUUUGGCAAAUUGCCUAAGUUCCUACAGCUAGAAAACAGAAACUACAUGGAGAAAGCCACAUGUUACAGAAAAAUGAAAAAGGGGCUAUUUUGUGGCUUGCUUCAUUGAUUUACAUUAACCUGCCUGGCGCUGUGGACACUUCCAUUUGCAACCGCCUUCUAUGCAUCUUGGAUAUCUCUCUAAGUUCUACCUUUUCCUUUUUCUUUUCUGAUCCUUUCUGUUUUGUACCCCACUGCCUUACCCUACAAUAACCGAAUCAGUUUCUAUGGAGAACUGCUGAGCCUUCUGGAGCAACAGAAAGUGUUGACUCAAGCCUGUUUCCUCCACUCCCUUACUGCCCCACCUUCCAGAGAAGUAAAAAAAAAUCUCCCUACCAACUGACUGAUGAUUACAAUUUUUUUUUAAUUGAGAAGCAAAAGUUUUCCUUCAACGGUUAGGUGAUCAAAGGUUUAAAAUGCAAAAUACUUUGAAGAAGAUCCAUUAACUAAAAAAUUCAUUAAUUAAUCAGCAGUUAGAGAUUGUGGGAUUAGUGAUAUGCUUUUCUAAAGAGUAGAAAAGUCGAAGAUGUCUAGACAGAACUUAGUGGCUUUGACAGUGACUACCCUUCUGGGUGUGGCUGUAGGGGGGUUUGUCCUCUGGAAAGGCAUCCAGCGCCGCCGAAGGAGUAAAACAAGCCCUGUGACCCAACAGCCACAGCAGAAAGUGCUGGGCAGUAGAGAGCUGCCCCCUCCAGAAGAUGAUCAGCUGCACUCCAGUGCCCCCAGAUCCUCGUGGGAGGAACGGAUCCUUAAAGCAAAGGUGGUGACGGUGUCUCAGGAGGCAGAGUGGGAUCAAAUCGAGCCCUUGCUUAGAAGUGAAUUAGAAGAUUUUCCAGUACUUGGAAUUGACUGUGAGUGGGUAAAUUUGGAAGGCAAAGCCAGCCCUCUGUCACUUCUACAAAUGGCCUCUCCAAGUGGCCUCUGUGUCUUGGUUCGCCUGCCCAAGCUAAUCUGUGGAGGAAAAACACUACCAAGAACAUUAUUGGAUAUUUUGGCAGAUGGCACCAUUCUGAAAGUUGGAGUGGGAUGCUCAGAAGAUGCCAGCAAGCUUCUGCAGGAUUAUGGCCUCGUUGUUAGGGGGUGCCUGGACCUCCGAUACCUAGCCAUGCGGCAGAGAAACAAUUUGCUCUGUAAUGGGCUUAGCCUGAAAUCCCUCGCUGAGACUGUUUUGAACUUUCGCCUUGACAAGUCCCUUCUACUUCGUUGCAGCAACUGGGAUGCUGAGACUCUCACAGAGGACCAGGUAAUUUAUGCUGCCAGGGAUGCCCAGAUUUCAGUGGCUCUCUUUCUUCAUCUUCUUGGAUACCCUUUCUCUAGGAAUUCACCUGGAGAAAAAAACGAUGACCACAGUAGCUGGAGAAAAGUCUUGGAAAAAUGCCAGGGUGUGGUCGACAUCCCAUUUCGAAGCAAAGGAAUGAGCAGAUUGGGAGAAGAGGUUAAUGGGGAAGCAACAGAAUCUCAGCAGAAGCCAAGAAAUAAGAAGUCUAAGAUGGAUGGGAUGGUGCCAGGCAACCACCAAGGGAGAGACCCCAGAAAACAUAAAAGAAAGCCCCUGGGGGUGGGCUAUUCUGCCAGAAAAUCACCUCUUUAUGAUAACUGCUUUCUCCAUGCUCCUGAUGGACAGCCCCUCUGCACUUGUGAUAGAAGAAAAGCUCAGUGGUACCUGGACAAAGGCAUUGGUGAGCUGGUGAGUGAAGAGCCCUUUGUGGUGAAGCUACGGUUUGAACCUGCAGGAAGGCCCGAAUCUCCUGGAGACUAUUACUUGAUGGUUAAAGAGAAUCUGUGUGUAGUGUGUGGCAAGAGAGACUCCUACAUUCGGAAGAACGUGAUUCCACAUGAGUACCGGAAGCACUUCCCCAUCGAGAUGAAGGACCACAACUCCCACGAUGUGCUGCUGCUCUGCACCUCCUGCCAUGCCAUUUCCAACUACUAUGACAACCAUCUGAAGCAGCAGCUGGCCAAGGAGUUCCAGGCCCCCAUCGGCUCUGAGGAGGGCUUGCGCCUGCUGGAAGAUCCUGAGCGCCGGCAGGUGCGUUCUGGAGCCAGGGCCCUGCUCAACGCGGAGAGCCUGCCUGCUCAUCGAAAGGAGGAGCUGCUGCAAGCACUCAGAGAGUUUUAUAACGCAGACACUGUCACAGAGGAGAUGCUUCAAGAGGCUGCCAGCCUGGAGACCAGAAUCUCCAAUGAAAACUAUGUUCCUCACGGGCUGAAGGUGGUGCAGUGUCACAGCCAGGGUGGCCUGCGCUCCCUCAUGCAGCUGGAGAGCCGCUGGCGUCAGCACUUCCUGGACUCCAUGCAGCCCAAGCACCUGCCCCAGCAGUGGUCAGUGGACCACAACCAUCAGAAGCUGCUCCGGAAAUUCGGGGAAGAUCUUCCCAUCCAGCUGUCGUGAUAGCUGCUUUCCUCCCAGUUAGGACAGGUGGGAAGCUGGAGCCAAGGUCGAAGAGUCGCCUGUUCCCAUUUUAAUACAUCAUUAAUUGUCAAAGCCUGGGUGACACAACUCAGAAUACUAACCUAGACUAAUUCCAGGAUGCUUCUGCUGGAGCAAAGAUAUUGUUUGAAGGAGAGUUUAUGGUUUUGGAUUUUAAACGGGCAGGGUCUUUUUUCCUCUCUUAUUUUUGUGGACAAGAGAGGCCUUUGCCUUUAUUUUUACUCUCCCUCUUCUGCUGUCCCUGUGCAGAGGAAAAAUGAAGAAUUCUCCCAGAAGUGACUUGUCAAGACUUUAAAAAAAUGUUUUUAAUGCAUUUCUUCCUUGUCUAGUGCCUCGGUUUAUCUCUAACAGGGGCUGUCCAGUAUAUCAGUCCCGUUAGGAGGGGAGAAAAAGUUCUUCCAAAGGCUGGAGAAGUGAACAAGGAGUCAAAUUUAUUUUCCCAAUUCAACUUUGUAAUUAUCAUUUCUUUGGCUUCAUGCUCUCCCUAACUCAUGUGGUUGGGAUCCAUCCCAUCUGGGUCACUUCAGUCUACUUCACAUACUUGAAAAGGCCUUCCUUUACACUUCCAGGACCAAACAGCAACUUCCUGCCACACGCUUCCACCCUAUCACUGGGAGAAAUCCUUUUCUGGAAAUGAGCCUUUGACCUGGGUGGGGCAGAAAGAACCACAAACUCCAUCUCCCAAUAGAACUUUGAAAUUCACUCAGCUUUUCCUUUCAUGCUGUUUGUUGCCUGCUUGUUGCACUCCUCCUGCCCCAGAACUGCAAGAUUUUUAGCUUCACCCCUUUCUGAGAGGAAUGUUAUCUUUUAUCAGAAUCAGUAUCAGUUCCCCUGUAUUCUGUGCUUCAUCGAAUUUGCAAGACUGACCUCUUUUAAGCAUUUAAUUCACUCCCAGAGUCAUCUGGUCAGGUUGCAGUAUGAGGACUUCUGUCUCCUCUGAAGCCUGGGACACUGAGCUUACUUAAUACAUUAGAUGUUCAAGAGGAGUGUUGUUUCAUCUUUCAAAAUGUUAGGCCAUCACUUUGAGUAUAAAACUGACUUAUUAAUGAUUAGUAAUUUUUCUAAAAUAUUAGGAAAACUUUCUUAUUUUAUAAGAUCUUAACAAGCUUAAAAAAGAAUUUUAUGACCAGAAUCCAACAAGAGCUCUAUUUUGGAAUUGUGCCCAAGUUGGUGAUAUUUACUCUAAAAUUGAUAAUAAAACUACUUGUAAGCACAAGGCUCACUGGAUGUAAAUGUAAAACUUCAUGACUUUAAAAAACUGGUAAGCGUUCCUAGGGGAAGGGCUAUUUAUCCUACGGGUCCCUGCCUCCUGGCAGUGCCAUGGUAUGUGUGCAUGGAUAUACCACACACAGUCACCAUCGGCCAUCAGUAGCAGCCCAUGAACCCACGUGCACAUCCUGCAUCUUGCUCCUCUGACCCUUCAUUCCCACUUGUCUUCAAGCAGGCAUUUCUGGGAUCUAAACUAGAAAUCCUUUAAAACAAAUAGUACCAGCCACUUUGAGGAAUGUGCAUUCACUAUAGUGGGUUAUUAUGGGGUCUCUGCCUCCUGGCUGUGUUAUGUGGAGCCCAGGAGUGGAGGAGAGCUGUGGAAAUAGACGGGGAGAGGCUGGUACUUGGGUUGUGGUAAUAGUCAGGCUUGCCACAAGAGGGCACUCAUAGAUUUGUUUUUAUAUUCAUUCUUGAGAAAAAAGCAACUGGUUACUGAACGUAACUCAUGACUUAUGUUUCAAAUUUUGCAUAGCUGAUUUUAAGUCAUUUUGAUAGCUUUGCAAGAAAAAUUUUUCCUUUGAAACAAGGGAGUAGGGCUGUUUCAUUUUCUUUCCUUCUAAUCCUCAUGCCAAGAGGUGAGAAACACUUAAGGUCAUUUAAGGUGCUAGGGAAUGAGUUUUCCCAUGGAGCUUUCUGUGAGGCGCAGUAAAAUAGAGCCAGCAGCAAAGUAGAGGAAAAAGCCAGACUGUGUCACACAAGAUUUCUCAUCCUUUUCAGGAGAGAGUUACUGUGUAGAUUUGAAUCUUUUUUCUUCGAGUCUGCUUCGAACUUUAGCAGGCUUUUCCUAAGACUGACAAUUGUCAUCUUAAAUCAGAGAUUUGAGGGUAGACUUAUUUUAUGGUAAAUGUCUAUUUUUCUGAUAUAAAAGUAACAAUGCUCAUUACAGAAGAGUCUAAACAAAGAAUAAAAAUUAGCCAUCUUCUCUCCAUAUAAAACAGAGCUAAACUUUGCUGAUAUGUUUAUGAAUUUCCUUUCAGUAUAAAAAGUGCAUAUAAGGUGUAUAAUAUUUACACAAAAUUGAAGGUCAUACAUGGAUACAGGUUGGUAUCCUAACUUUACCCUCUCACUGAUUAACACGGUAUCACCAAUAACUUCAUAUGUUUUUAAAUCUUUGAAAAUCGAUUUCUAGUGGUUCUACCUUAUCCAUCCCCACACUGUUGAAAAUUUUGGUUGUUUCAGAUACUUUUAUUAUCAAUGAUGAUGUGAUAAAGUUUCUUAUAUAUA